AUGCCCCGCCCCGAUGGGUGUGGGCCGGGGAGCCAUGAGCCUCCAACCCAGGAGGACCCAGUACCCCCGCCUCCAAGACUUGGAGAGGACUCAGCUCCUGCUGGCGCGCCGUCUCCCAGCGUCUCUCCUGAGCCGCCACCAGCCAAGGCCCCGUGGGGGUCCCCCACCUCCAGCCCGCCCCCCAACCGGCUCAUGUGCCAGGCACACGGGUACCGUUGUCAUAGGGGCUUCAGCCGCCAUCGACCACAGCCCAUCCGGGGCCGUGAGGAUGGCAACCAUCAGGCGCUGGGGUCAGAAGCCAAGUCUGGGGCAGCUGCCACCAGCGCAGGCACAGGGCUCUCCUCUCCAGAACCCUGCCCCCAUCAUCACGCCCAGGACUCUCUUCACAGAGCGGGGAGAAACCCGACGCUUGCCCUCCCCCCCGCCCCCGCCCCGGGGCCUUUGCCCCAGGGUGGUCUCCUCUGCAGCGGCUCUACUGCGCCCUGGGCACAUAGCCCUCAGGUGUGGACGGCGAGCCCCUGCAGUCCCUCACGGGUCCCUGAGCCCGGGGUGACCAGGGGCGCAGGCGCUGGGGGCUGGCCCUCAGCUGGGGCCCCCACUGCACUUGGGGCUCCCGCCUCCAGCCUGGCCCCCAUGUCAGGAGUAACCAGGGCCUCAGAGACACACAGGCUGGCCCGAUGUGUUGCUCCCGGAGUGUGGAGGCCACUGCACGUUCGCUGCGCCCUUGGGGGCCCCAGGGGACGGCCCUCCCACAGGUGA
This is a messenger RNA of Rangifer tarandus platyrhynchus (Svalbard reindeer), 759 nucleotides long. Lineage: Eukaryota; Metazoa; Chordata; Mammalia; Artiodactyla; Cervidae. The record is from the annotation of a GenBank genome assembly.